AUGACUCCUGCUUUUUCCCUUCUAGUGCUGACCAUCCUUGCCAUGUUCAGCUGGAGGUAUUCCCAGGCCUUCCCACUGGACACUGUCAACAGAGCAGCAGACUUUAUGGCAAAGCUGAGGCUGAUCUACCCCCACGCAGACACCCUCUGUGAGAAGGACUUUGAGUGGCUCUUUGACUGCCCUGAGACAAAGCAGUUCCUCGAGUGGUUCUGCAGCACGGUGGGUGAGGAGAACGUGCUGAGCCCAGCUGAGGUGGAGGCCUAUGAGGCCCUGCUGGCUGCAGGCAAACCCAUCCUGGAAGGUGAUGCCUUGGAGGAGGCCCUGCAGAUGUGCUGCCAGGUCCUGCAGCUCCCGAGCUCCAUAGUGGAUGAGGGGUCCUCUCAAGAGGCCCUGCAGCAGGAGCUUCAGGAGCUGAAGCACCACCGGGACCGCCAGCUCUGGAGGUACAGGAAGCUGCUGGCUUGGACAAAUAAGCUGCAGCACGAGAAGAAGUAUUUGGAGGAGGAAGAGAAAGUGGUGAAGCAGGAGUUGAGGGUGGCUCAUAUGGACUUGAAAGCAAAGAUCUUCAAAACCAGAGCUGUCCUGAGCCAGGUCAGUGAGGCUGCAAAGCAGCUGUCAGAGUGUCCUGAGAACAUGGAGAUGGGCCAGCUGCCAACACUGCUGUGCCAGAUGGAUCUUGCUCCUUACCUGGAGCAAGAACAACAGGCCACUGAUGCAUUUGAGAGCUUCAUCCAGCAGGUCCUACCAGAGAGUGUUCAGGCUCCAGAUGUUUGGGAAGCAAGUGCACGGGGAGAGAGCAGCCUGAAGGAAGGUCUGGAGGCUGAGACACAAAUGGACUCAUACUAUGAAAUACCAGAAGAAAGAAGAGGAACUCCUUAUGAAGAAUGCACAAAAACACUGUGUGGGGGGACACCAGCAAGCUGGGGAAAAUUGGUCCAAGGCUUAAAGUCAGAGCUCCUAGAAGAGGGAGGGAAUGAGAGAGACAAGUUAAGCAUGGAGAGUGAGAAGAGAGAUGGCAGUCAGGAAGUCACAGAGAGAAGGGACACCAAGAAAACAUCAACCCCAAAAAAUCUUGGGACUGAUGAAGAUGAACUGCUGGAGGACCAAGACAGCUUCUGGAAGGAGCUGAGCCAAAUAGAGACAGCUCAUAUCUGUGCCAGGAGGGAGGUUAUAGUCACAGCAGCGAAAGUGGAAGGUGCCCGUGCUGCGCUGGAGUGGGCCCAGAGGACUCUGGAAGCUCUUGAGGAUAACCAGCAGGCCGUGGAGGCCGAGCUGCAGAGCCAGGCUGCCGUGCUGCCCGGGCAGCUCCGCGCCCUGCGCUCCGACAUCGCGCACGCCCUGGCACAGCGGCUGCCGGCCCUGCUGCGGGCAGAGGCACGCCGCCUGCGCCUGCCCAUCCUGCACAGACACCUCAGCCUGCAAGUGGCCCGGCUCCAGGACACUGCCAGGAGGCAGGAGGAGGCGGCUGCGUGGCUGUUGAGCCAGCAGAGCCGUCUGGAGCUGCUGGAGCUCCAGCUGAAACGGGAGAGAAAGGAGCUGGAGCACAAGGCUGCUUGGCUGGAGAAGAUCGAAUCCGUCAUGAGGGAAUCCCAGACCAGGCUGCCCAAGCAGCAGAUCGACUUCAGAGGUGCCAGGCCCUCCCAGAAGGGUCAUCCACACAAAUGGAUAGACCCCAAAGACCUCACUGCUGUACGGCUCUGGGACAUGCUGAUGGGGAAGGAUCAGAAGAAGCAGCAGCCCUUCCGCAGCUAUGCAGCCUUGGCAGCCAAGUGCUCCCAGCUGGUUCAGGACAAGAGGGCACUGGAAGCCCAGCUGGAAGCUCCUCUGCCCCAGGUGUCUGCCCUGGAGUCCUCCAUGGAAGUGCUCUAUCACCAGCUGUACAGCAGCUCCAACCAGCUGCAGCUCUCCUCGCCGGAGAUCUCAGAGCUGAUGCAGCAGUUGAUCAUUGUGGAGGAUGACCUCUACCAAAAGCUGGCAGACCUCCUGAGUGACUUGGAGGUGAAGCGCAGGUCUCUGGAGGACCCCAUCCUGCAGGCAGAGCGCAGCCUUUAUGUGCAUUUUUACUGCAAUGAGGACAGGCUGAGGCAGGAGGUGGAGGAGCUGGAGAAGCAGGCAUCAGCCUCCUCCAAGGGACCCCCGAGGGAGCUGCCCUAUGGAAAGGAGUAG
Messenger RNA from Agelaius phoeniceus (red-winged blackbird), 2166 nucleotides. Its product is annotated as HAUS augmin-like complex subunit 3. The record is from RefSeq and is a predicted model, not a curated record. Lineage: Eukaryota; Metazoa; Chordata; Aves; Passeriformes; Icteridae. Gene Ontology annotation, cellular component: HAUS complex; mitotic spindle; microtubule organizing center. Gene Ontology annotation, biological process: microtubule organizing center organization; spindle assembly.